This is a messenger RNA of Diatraea saccharalis (sugarcane borer), 2110 nucleotides long. The record is from the annotation of a GenBank genome assembly. NCBI's taxonomy places the organism in Eukaryota, Metazoa, Arthropoda, Insecta, Lepidoptera, Crambidae.
GCUGUCAUCUACCGAUUGUCUAUAUCCAUUACAGAUUGCCUGCUUUCUGCAUAACAUGAACAGGAAUUAUUAUUUUUCAGUGUUAUACCUAUAGAUGAAUCUGAAGAAACUCCUAAUGGCAUAUCUGACGAACAAACUACUGGAGAUAGUCCACAAAGCAAUCUACCAGUUUUAGAACCAGGCGAUCAGUUACUCAUCAACUCGUCGAAAUCAAACCAAACUCAAGAUAUGAACUUGUUCGAAACUCAUGAAGUGCAAAAACGGAACGUACUCGAUAAAAUUACGGACCGAGGGAAAGAAAUCAUGAGUAUAAUAUAUCCGCCUUACGAAGAAGAGAGGAAUGAGCAGAAAUUCGACGAUUCCGAGAGGAAGAAAGCGCAGAAAUACGCUAUGUCAAAUGACCAAGUGUUGUUGACUGAAGCGUUUGGUAUUAAGCCUAGUGAUAUAAGCAGAAAUGUAAGUCAACCUACCCCGUUAGCUCAGGUGGUCGAGGGAAGAGUUAUUACGGAGAGCACGAAAGAUGCAUUGGAGGGUUUAGAAGGAAACUCGAAACUGUGGAUAGGGAAAGACUACACAAAUUUCAUCGUUAAAGACUUUAAUAGUUUAGAUCUGCCGUUUGUAGACUUAGUUGAUCGGAACACAACGCCUAGAAUGCCUUGGCAUGACAUCGGUGUCGUUGUACAACGAGAAGCCGCUAGAGAUAUUGCGAGACAUUUUAUACAGCGAUGGAAUGCUAUAAAGUUAGAGAAAGCAAGGCAAAACCCGAACUAUCCGUAUCUGUUGCCAAAAUCGUACAAUGAUAUUAAACCACUACGUGAUUUCGAAGCGCUGUUAGGCGUUGACAUCACCAACGUGUCAUGUCAGGUGUUGCGCAGUGUAUCGAGCUGGUCGUGCGGCUUCCUGGACCCGGACACGGUGGAGCAGAGCAUCCACGAGGCGUACGUGGACACCAUCACCAGAGCGCAGCACUAUGUCUACAUAGAGAACCAGUUCUACAUCACCCUGUCCCGCACCAACCCGUACGUGAGGAAUCAGAUAGGCGAGGCGCUGUUCAACCGUAUAAUGCGGGCGCACCGGUCCGGCGACAAGUUCCGUGUAUUGGUGGUGAUGCCGCUGCUGCCGGGGUUCGAGGGCGAGGUGGGCGCGCCGUCCGGCACCUCGCUGCACGCCGUCACGCACUGGAACUACCAGAGCAUAUCCAGGAGUCGCGAAGCCAUCCUCACUCGCCUCUACGAGGCCGGCGUGGAGGAUCCUUCAGAGUACAUCACGUUUCACGGUCUCCGCACCCACUCGGUGUUGGAAGGAGAACCGGUCACUGAACUAGUGUACGUGCACUCGAAACUGUUGAUCGCCGAUGACAAGACUAUACUCUGUGGCAGUGCUAACAUCAAUGACAGAUCUAUGAUCGGGAAGAGGGACUCUGAGAUCGCCGUUUUAUUGCAGGAUGAACAGUUUGUAGACGGCACCAUGAACGGUCAAGCGUUUCCUUGCGGUCGCGUCGCGGGGGCGCUGAGGAAACGACUGUUUAGAGAACACUUAGGCCUCAUGGAGGAAGACUUGGACGUGCUCAGGGUCAAUAUAGAUGACCCGUGCAGCGACCACUUCCAUAGGAACGUAUGGAAGGCCACGUCUAAACGGAACACCGAUUUGUAUGAAGAGGUAUUCCACUGUCUACCCACCGAUUCCGUCCACACAUUUGCUGAAUUGAAACGUUACCAAGAGGAGAACUGUCAGACCCUGUGGCACACGGACAGAGCGCUCGCCAACAGGAAGAUAGACCUAAUACAAGGUCACUUGGUAGAUCUGCCACUCGAUUUCCUCUGCAACGAGGUACUGACGCCGAGGAACACUUCGAUGGAGGGAAUGAUGCCGACCUCGUUGUGGACAUGAGUAUUUUUCUCCCUUUUUUUACAUAGGAUUUGUUAGCUAUCAAUCAACUUCUACAUGCUCUGUCCUACUCUAUGACAUUAAAAAUACGUAAGUUAGAGCAAGACAGACAACGAAACAGUCUACGAUAAAGUCCGCUUUCAUGAAAUAUUUACAGCAUAACGUGCGUGUGAUUAUAAGGGUUCUCGGUUCGAGAUAAUUUUAUAUUAAUAUAUUUUCCGAA